UUUGUUUAGCUGAUGUUUAAUAUGACAUAAAUUGGGUUGCAGUGCUAAUCUACACUUUGAAAAUAGAAUUUAUUUAGAUAAUAUUAGAUGCUUUUUUGUUCAUUUUUGAGAGCUAGAAGCCUCGUUUUGACAUAAGUACUGGACUUUGGUUAAAAAAUGGUAGUGUGACCACUGCCAGAGUUUUUGGACAAAUUUUUGUUUUUUUUUUCUUUUGCUUACUGUUAAUUAUGCUAGUGAUGGCAUAAUGAUUUAUUUGUUACCCUUAUAUUGUGGAGUUUAUAAAGCUUGUUGGACUAAAUUUCAAUUGCAUAGAAAUUUUUUGAUAGUAAUAAGAUGAGUACCCAUGAUCUAAUGGCCUUUUAUGGGGGAGAAUUUGGGGGGUGAAGCAAAAUUUCUAUGUCAAGAUACUGCUUGUUUUAGUAUUGGGAAGAAGUAUUAGUGGUAAGAAAAAGGAAACGAAUGAUUGUGUUGCUAUCAAAUUUAUGAAGUAGCAUCCCACCACUUAAAACAAGCAAUGAUGUUUGAGGUAUUCAAGUAGCUAUAUUGAUUUUUAUCUUACUAGUGUAGCAUUCCUUGAAGUCACAUUUUGAUUUGUUUUAUGUAGAAGUAGGCUUGUUGGGUGACUUGGUAUGUGCGAAUCAUAGCAACCUAGUUUUGCCUUAAAAGAGAGUCACAUCUUGCAGUUACUGAAUGUCACAUGGCCAUUUCAUUUUUUCGUUGUUUUUUCUUAGAGAGCUUGGCCAAGUUCCCUCGGAGAACAAUUUCUACACCUGGAUUUCAUGGUCAACCUCAACAACUGGAGGAACAACUACAACAGCAGGCACAGCAGCAAACAAUGGGUCAGAACUCAAGAAAUGAUCAAAGCUCCGUCCAGGCCACUGCAAUGCAAGCUGCUUCUAGCAAUGGUGUGCCUAAUGCAAAUAACUCUCUCAACUCAGCAUCAACCACUUCCUCCACUAGCACCAUUGUUGGGCUUCUCCAACAGAGCUCAAUGAACUCCAGACAACCCAACCCUAUGAACAAUGCAAAUAGUCCAUAUGGAGGAAGCGGGAUUCAGAUUCCUUCUCCUGGUUCAUCAAGUACAAUGCCACAUGCUCAACCCAAUCCUUCUCCAUUCCAAUCACCGACACCGUCAUCAUCCAACACUGCUCUGCAAAAUUCUCAUGGCGGCUUAACAGCUGCAGCUCAUAUGAGUUCUGCAAAUUCUCCAAAUAUCUCCAUGCAACAACAACCAGCUCUAUCUAGUGAUGCCGACCCAAGUGAUUCCCAGAGUUCUGUUCAGAAAAUCAUACAAGAAAUGAUGAUGUCUACGCAAAUGAAUGGUGGGGGCGGUAUGGUGGGUGUUGGUUCCUUGGGGAAUGAUGUGAAAAAUGUUAAUGGAAUGUUGCCAACAAGCAAUAGCACAGGUCUUAAUGGUGGCAACAGCCUGGUGGGAAAUGGAACAGCCAAUAGCAAUGCAGGAAUGGGGGGUGCAGGAUAUGGUAGCAUGGGUAGCGGACUUGGUCAGUCGGCUAUGCUUAAUGGAAUCCGAGCUUCAAUGGGUAAUAACUCAAUGGCAAUGAGUGGAAGGGUAAGCAUGGCAGCAAUGGCUCGAGACCCGAAUUUAAGUCAUCAACAGGCUUUGGGGGAUCAACUUCUUAGUGGUCUUGGAGCUGUUAACGGGUUCAAUAAUCUACAAUUUGAUUGGAAGCCAUCUCCCUGAAACGUUCUUCAGGCUUUAUUGUUACAGCUGCUUGGUCAGCGCGGGGAUUGCGGAAUAUUGUCUUCGGCCCUAUGAAGAUACUGGGACGAUGAAUCGGUGUCAAGGCUGCCCUCUGUACUAAUUUCAGGAAAGGAAAACAUAUAGCGUAUUGUUUUUUUUUUAAUCAUUGAUAACUUUGUUUUCCUCCGAUUGCUUAGACCAACUAACAGCCUCGGAAUUGGGAAAUUCAGGGAGUCACUAUUGCCUGA
Messenger RNA from Camellia sinensis, 1950 nucleotides. The record is from RefSeq and is a predicted model, not a curated record. Lineage: Eukaryota; Viridiplantae; Streptophyta; Magnoliopsida; Ericales; Theaceae.